AAAAUUUUGCAUAAAAGUCUGCAAUUUUAAAGAACUAAGCAUCAUUUCAAAGUUAUAACCAACUUGUCAAUAAACCAAACAAAAAAAUUCAACAAAAUGUUCAAAUAUUUGCUCAUUGCUUCUCUCUUGGCCUGUGCCUAUGCCGCUUCCGAUGAGGUUCAUGCUGAAGUCAAGGUCUUGGAUUCUGAUGUUCGUCCCGAUGGUUUCGAAUACCAUUUAGAAACUUCUAAUAGCAUUAACACCGGUGCCAGUGGUGAUGAACACGGUAAUAUCCAUGGUCAUUAUGAAUACACCUCACCUGAAGGUGAACACAUUAAGGUGGAAUAUGUUGCUGAUGAAAAUGGUUACCAACCCAGCAGUGAUGUUUUGCCUACACCCCCUCCUGUACCUGCUGCAAUUGUUAAGGCUUUGGAAUAUUUGCGUUCUCAUUCUGCUUUUGAGGAAAAACAUCAUUAAAGAAAAAGAUAUGUUAUUGUUUAGCGAUCAUUAAAUAAAUAUUGAAUAUAUGAACUGCAA
Molecule: messenger RNA, 516 nt
Organism: Lucilia cuprina (Australian sheep blowfly)
Lineage: Eukaryota; Metazoa; Arthropoda; Insecta; Diptera; Calliphoridae
Product: larval cuticle protein 2-like
Exons: 2
Coding region: 97-456 (119 amino acids)
Cellular component (GO): chitin-based extracellular matrix
Molecular function (GO): structural constituent of chitin-based larval cuticle
Source: RefSeq, a predicted model, not a curated record